CGGUGCUGGCGGGGCGGUGCCGGGAGCGGCAUGGGGCGGCCAAGGGAGGGAGGUCGAUCAUGAGGAGCCAAGCACCAUCCUCCCAUGCCUUCUGAUCGGUUUCCUUGUAAGUGAAGCUCACUCACACUGAGGACCAGACCUCACUGAUGACUGGGAAGCCAAGAGUACCCAGGAAAGCACUUUUACCACAGACUCCACCUCAGGAGCACCAGGAACUCAUCUUCUAGAGUAAAAUCUGUGCCCCUUUGUGUAGACCCCAUGUCUGCUGCAAUGGAUACAGAAUCAACAUAUUCAGGAUACUCCCACUACUCAGGUCACUCCAAAAAAGCCCACAGACAAGGGAGCCGGGACAGGCACAAAUCGCCACGAAGCAAAGAUGGGAGUCGCUCUGAGAAGUCUGUCACCAUCCAGACACCUCCUGCAGAACCACUGCUUGGGAACGAUGCCUCUCGGGCAGAGGAGGGCCAGGAUGACAACUGGGGUGAGACCACGACAGCAAUCACAGGCACCUCUGAGCACAGUAUUUCCCAGGAGGACAUUGCCCGGAUCAGUAAGGAUCUGGAGGACAGCGUUGGGUUGGACUGCAAACGUUACCUGGGCUUAACAGUGGCAGCUGUUCUUGGACUCCUUGUCUUCCUUACCCCCAUCGCCUUCAUUCUGUUACCCCAGAUCCUGUGGCGGGAUGAUCUGGAGCCGUGUGGUACUGUCUGUGAGGGACUGUUCAUCUCUGUGGCGUUUAAACUCCUCAUUCUUCUGAUUGGAACCUGGGCUCUAUUUUUCCGCCAGCCUAAGGCAGAUAUCCCCAGGGUGUUUGUGUUUCGGGCCCUUCUGUUGGUCCUCAUCUUCCUUUUUGUGUUUUCCUACUGGCUCUUUUACGGCGUUCGCAUCUUGGACUCAAAGGACACCAACUACCAGGGCAUAGUGCAGUACGCCGUGUCGCUGGUGGAUGCUCUGCUGUUCAUUCACUACCUGGCCAUUGUGUUGCUGGAGCUACGGCAGCUGCAGCCCAUGUUCACUGUCAAGGUGGUUCGGUCAACGGAUGGAGAGUCACGAUACUACAGCUUGGGGCACUUGAGCAUCCAGCGAGCUGCACUGGUGGUCUUGGAAAACUACUACAGAGAUUUCACAGUCUACAACCCAGCCUUACUAACAGCCUCCAAAUCCCGUGCAGCCAAGCACAUGGCUGGCCUGAAAGUCUACAAUGUUGAUGGCCCAGGGAACAACGCUUCGGGGCAGUCCCGUGCCAUGAUCGCAGCUGCAGCUCGUCGCAGGGACUCCAGUCACAAUGAGCUCUACUACGAAGAGGCUGACCAUGAGCGGCGAGUGAGAAAGCGCCGUGCAAGGCUUGUGGUUGCAGUAGAGGAGGCUUUCACUCACAUCAAACGCCUCCAGGCAGAGGAACAGCAGAAAGCUCCAGGAGAGAUGAUGGACCCCCGAGAAGCAGCCCAGGCAAUCUUCCCCUCCAUGGCAAGAGCUCUGCAGAAAUACCUUCGCACCACCCGCCAGCAACAGUACCACAGCAUGGAGAGUAUCUUGCAACACUUGUCCUUCUGCAUCACCAAUAACAUGACACCAAAGGCAUUCCUGGAGCGUUACCUCAGCCCUGGCCCAACCCUGCAGUACGACAGGGAUCGCUGGUUCUCCAAGCACUGGACGCUCGUCAGCGAGGAAGCAGUCACGAGCGGGUUACAAGACGGCAGCGUCUUUGUGCUCAAGUGCUUGGACUUCAGCCUUGUUGUUAAUGUGAAAAAAAUCCCCUUCAUCAAACUCUCCGAGGAGUUCAUAGACCCCAAAUCUCAUAAAUUCGUCCUCCGCUUACAGUCUGAGACUUCAGUCUAAGGGAUUCUGAGGGUGGGUUCCUUGGGGAUUGGAUUUUGUCUUUCAAUAUCGUGCUUUUUGGGUUUAAGUUCCCCAAUGCUGACUGAAACUGGCAGAUGAUGGACCAGUAAUAUUUGACCAUCUGCACUUUAUUUGGAAAGGGGAGGGAGGGGGGGAGUUGGAAUAUCUUAUCUAGAAAGAAAUAUCUUAAGAGGCGACAGGGUGACUUGGCUCGGUUAGCUCAGCCUUGGAGACAGAACAGAGUUUUCCCCUUUUUCCCCCCCUUUCCAGGCACACUGUAAGUCUCACGCUCGCUCUUUGCCUCACCAUUGCAACAUGGGUUAUUUUUGUUGGAGCGCUGCCUUUAUGCCAUACACAUGCCUGUGCUUUUGCCUCUCUGCUUUUCCUACCUGUAGCUAUUUCUGAAGAGGGUAUUGCUCACCUCUGCUGUAGAAACCUGCUUGCAUGGGGAUGUGGCAGUCCCUGUUCGCUCGGGAAGGAGAGGGCAUCAAAGGGAGGGUGUGAGGGGGCUGCUUCUGGGAGCCACCUCAUCUGAAGACUUAAGACUUCUCUUUCCUCUCUCCAUAUGCCCUCUUCUGUCAGAGCUGGACCUAUAUGAGCACAGUGGGAUGGUUUUGCCUUCUGUGUCUCUGAAGUUGCUUGUCUUGAACUGGAAUAGUCCAUUUGCAGCUCUUUGGAUUGAUUUUGCUUUAUGAUUUCAUCCCAGUUCUUGUUAGUGAAGCUGUUCUGUGUGACACAGCUCCCUGUUAUCUCUCACCUGCUUCCUCACUCCUGUUAGCCUGCAUCUCUGUUGGGCACUCCCAAGGCUCCCAGUUUGUCUUCUGUCUGGCUUUCCCAAUGUGUUUCUCCAGCCGCAGUCCCCUCGGGCUCUGCCUUACUGCCACUUCCUUUUGCACCUGCAAGGGCUGCCUAUUUGCACUGGGACAGGGGAGGUGAAUAGCUGGCCCCUCCUCAGAUAAAUCACAGACCCUCCCUGAGCCUGACAGCCUCUUUGAUGGGAAGGGGGUGCAGGCAGGAAUGUGUGCCUCCCUCUCUAGCCAGCUUCAAGUGUGUCUGGAGGAAAGGAGGAGGAGAGGAGCCAGGGAAAGGGCUGACCUCUGCCACAUGCACUUGCUUUGGAGAACUGCUUUAUGUCCUUCCCCACCAUACGCCUUCAGCUCUAGCUAAGAAAUACCAAACUCUGUCUGAAUGUUGAAAGCCUGCCUGAUUCCUGCCUUUCUUGGCCUUUCUAUACUGGGAGAGCUUCUGCUCAGUGCUGGGAUCUGUCCCUGAGAUGUGCAAUUUUGUUUUGCUUUUGUCCAUCAGAGCGGCUUUGGCAUCACCUGAGUCUUGUGGGGUUUUGGGAGGUUUGCUUUUUAUGAUGAAACCUAAAGCAGGGUCUGAUUGCUGGCACAGAGCAUGGUGUGAUUCCAGAGCCAGCUCUGAGGCUGGCAGUGAGCUGCCUUCUGUCAGGUCCCAGCUCUGUGGCAGUGGAUUUGUGUGUGAAUGCAAAAUGAUUCAUUCUGCCCAGUCUUUUGCCAUGCAAAUGUCUGUUAUCAGGACAGGAUCUGACCUGCCCUCCAUAUGGAUGUCUUCACACAGAGGGCCCAGUUCUACCCAAGCCAGUGCCUUUUGUUGCCAGGGUGAGUAGUCUUCCCACAUGGGCUGUGGCAGCUCUCCUGUCCCCUUUGGCAUUCCCUGGGCUCCUCCAGCAGCUCAUGGGGCUGCCUCCAUGCUCCCACCAGCAUGAGGCAGCCCAGCUAAGAGCGGGGCUCUGCUGGUCCUCUAUGACAUGGCUAGUGUGGGCUGGCUGGUGCCCACCAUAAGCUGCUGGGAUGGAGCAGCCACCUUAAGCUGAGGACAGGGCACAGUGGCAGCAGCAAUGAAGCUGCAGAUAGUCCUCUUGGGAUCGAGGGAGUUCAAAAAGGAUCCAAAGUGGUGAUUCCUCAUCCAAGUGAUGCCUGUAGUGUCCUGCACCUUUCUUACAAGUGUGUGGAAGUCACCUGGAUCCUGUCUUCUCCAUGUAAUGUGCCAGAUGUGCUUGUGAAGAAACUAGACGGUGUGGUACAUGAUGGGAGCAGGCCUAUGUCCCUUAAAGGAUGGGAAGUAUGUAGAGUUUUUCCUUCUCUAAAGUUAGUGUUUGGGUUUCUUUCUAGGUCAGGCUUUCUGGUAGUCUCUAUAGGGGCUCCUUUAUUGACUGUGGCCUUUGCAGUGUUUUAAUUAGAAAAUAUAGAUUGGUUUAUUCCUUUAAACAAAAAAGGUAGGGGGAACUCUAUGGUAUCUCCUCACACUUGCUCUCCUGAAGAUGCGUGAAUGUGGCUUUCAUGAUGUGCAUCACUAGCAAGGUGGGGGAGACUGGGGAGCACUUCUGCCUGUGUGGAGGUGCUGCCUGUGGCUGGAUUGGCUCCUUUCUGUGAAGGCAGAACAAGAACCCUCUUGCUGGUGGUUUGCGUGUGCUGUGUGCAUGAGAGCACCUUCUCAGAGGCACCUCUGCUGAAGUUUUUCUCUUUGCCAGGUUUUCCUUCCUAUUUCCUUUCCCUGCCCCACCAGGGGGGCUGUCUGACAGGAUCUGCUCAGGAAACUCAUGUCUUAAUCCAAUUAAAUCCUUAAACACAUGGAGAAACAGAUGGAAGCAGUGCUUGCUUGCUCUAGAUCUACUUCCUCAUCAGUGCUGCCUUUUCUGCCUGCCUGUGGAAAGGACACUGUCAGUGAGGGCCAGCUCCUAAAUUAAACACUCUGCCCUAUGCCAGCAGCAUUAAUGCAUUGCCUGAUUAAAGCUGAAGGAAAGGACUUGGCCUCUCAAAUGAUCUCUUUAGAAUGCAACCUGCUUAAGGUUGAGGACAGACUCAAAGAGGAAUCAGGACUCAUGAGUAUUCCCUGUUCUUGUUUUUAAAGACAUUCUGUUUCUCAGGGUCUCUUGUUUCCCCUCCCUGCAGAACCAGAGGACCAUUUCAUACCUACUUCACUGGGGUGUUAUGAGGCUAAACUCGUCAAGCGCUUUGAGAUCCACAGAUGGAUUUGUGGCAUCUAUAGGAAUUCAGACCCCUCGUAAGAACCCUGAGCGGCAAGAGCAGCCUGGUUUGUUUAACUCUGUUUAUAGCCAGCUAAUGAGUAAGAAUCGAGGCACAGGGAACACGGCUCCCAUCCAAAUCCUGCUCUCCUUCCUUCUGUAGAGCUUGCCAAGAGCUCAGCAUAAAAAUGAGGCUUGAAGGGUUUUGCCAGCCAAGAGCAGGCUGUUUUCCUCCAAAUGCCUUUCCUAUCCAGCACUGUCUUCAUGCACAUAUUCUCCCUCCUCUCUCCCAGUCUGGAUUCUUGUACCUGGCAGGGAAUUGUUGUGUUUCUUUGGAGUUCAAAUGGUUUAUGAGACAACCCUGUUUGAAUUGAACAAUGUCCCCUCAGAGGAGAUCACUGGACAUCCUUCACUAGAGACUGUACCAUGUGAUAAUGUUGCUUCACUCCUCUGUUCCAUGUUGGUGUUUUCCUUGUAUGCUUCUUAGAUACUUUAAAGGCUUUGGGGUUUUUUUGGUCUCAGAUUUGUAACACCCUCAAUCCAAAGCCAUGCUGAGAUCAUCCAUACCCAGCCACAGCUAUUUGAACUGCUCUGGAACAGAUGGAGAUGGCUGUGGAUUUCCAUGAAGCCUGGCUUUCUGUUUCAUGACUAAAGAGGGAAAGGUACAGAUUUCUUCCAGCUUCUAGGAGCUGUGGAUAUUACACUUGCAGGGGGGCUAUAGGAGAGAAAGGCAGAUCUGAUUUUAGCCUCUGCCAGCUAUUCCUCUGACUUCUGCCUCUAAAACUUUUCCUGCCAGCAACUUCAGUCAUUCCAGCUCCCAUCCUCUCCUCCGCAUGGGAUUUUCUCCUUGAUGUUCCCUAGCAAGGCAGGACAAGUAUCCACUGGGGUGGGAGGUUGCAAACCUCAGGUUGCUGGGGCUGCAGUUUGGCAGCAGCUCACAAAAAGGCACAAGGUUGGAGGAGGUCUGAACAAAUCCCACCCCUUGUGAAGCCUCUUAACCUUUUCCUUUGGGAUGGGGAUCUCCAUACAAAGCCUCAGGAAUCUGCUGUUGCCACGUAUGCCAGAAGCUGUGGGAGAGCUGAUUCUGAAGCUGGCCCUACCCUGCAUAAGUAGCUUUUGAAGUCUUGUUUGAGAUGUGCUGCUUUUGUUGAAGAACUGGAAAGAUCCAUUCUGUGCUGAACGUGGAAUCCUGUUCAAGCCAAUUCCAUCAUCUUUCUUACCAAAACUUGUAAAUCUACCCUUUUCCAAAGGGAAAACAAAAGUCUUUGGCAAAACACUGUAGUCUGGUCCCAGGCUCUGCUCUUCAGUUGUGCUUAGUUCUGCCCUCCGCUAUGAG
Melopsittacus undulatus (budgerigar) is the source of this 6164-nucleotide messenger RNA. RefSeq names its product VANGL planar cell polarity protein 1 (gene VANGL1). Lineage: Eukaryota; Metazoa; Chordata; Aves; Psittaciformes; Psittaculidae. The coding region runs from base 259 to 1839 and encodes 526 amino acids. The transcript has 8 exons. The record is from RefSeq and is a predicted model, not a curated record. Gene Ontology annotation, cellular component: plasma membrane. Gene Ontology annotation, biological process: multicellular organism development.